Molecule: messenger RNA, 936 nt
Organism: Nematolebias whitei (Rio pearlfish)
Lineage: Eukaryota; Metazoa; Chordata; Actinopteri; Cyprinodontiformes; Rivulidae
Product: olfactory receptor 146-like
Exons: 2
Coding region: 1-936 (311 amino acids)
Biological process (GO): G protein-coupled receptor signaling pathway
Cellular component (GO): membrane
Molecular function (GO): G protein-coupled receptor activity; olfactory receptor activity
Source: RefSeq, a predicted model, not a curated record
AUGGAGAACUUCACAUUGAACAGUUUGGUCCUUCAGAUGGAGGGGCUGGAGGUCUCAGAAGCUUCCAUGUACCCCGUGUUUCUCUCUUUUCUUUUCUCCUACAUGUUUAUUUUGACCACCAAUGUGGGCACGGCGGUUCUGAUCCUGUUGGACCCGAACCUCCAUCAGCCCAUGUACCUCCUGCUGUGUAACCUGAUCUUUAACGAUGUUCUUGGUAACUCCAUCAUGGUGCCUCGUGUCCUGAUCGAUGUCCUGAAGCCCCCGUCGGAGCGCCUCAUCAGUUAUUACGAGUGUGUGGUUCAGGCCUUCACGUCCCACAUGUUCGGAACCACGUCCCACACGGUUCUGAUGAUCAUGGCCUUCGACAGAUACGUGGCCAUCUGCAGCCCCCUGCGUUACGCUGCAAUAAUGACCAACAAGAUGGUGGUCAAACUGACUCUUUCUGCCUGGGGGGUGGCCCUGGUUCUGGUGGGGGUCCUGCUGGGUCUGACCGUACGUCUGAGCCGGUGCCGGACUCUGAUCGCAAACCCGUACUGCGACAACGCCUCUCUGUUCAAGCUCUCCUGUGAGAACGUGGUGGUCAACAACGUGUACGGGCUGACGUUCACCGUGGUUCUGUUCACCUCCUCCAUGGGCAGCAUGGUUCUGACCUACACUCGGAUCACCGUGGUCUGUCUGACCCGUAAGAACCAGUCGGUGAACAGGAAGGCCCUGAAGACCUGCAGCACCCACCUCUUCGUGUACCUGAUCAUGCUCCUGUGCGGGAAGGUGAACAUCGUCCUGCACCGCUUCCCUCAGCUCGAAGACAAGAGGAAACUCUUCGCCAUUUUGUUCCACGUCAUCCCCGGCAGCCUGAACCCCGUCAUCUACAGCGCCCAGUCCAGGGAGAUCAAGCAGAGUCUGUCCAGAUCGUUUGAGAACCAACCAACAGUGUGA